AUGAUGGAAUCAACAGCUCUCAGUGAGUGGCAGCAGCUCUACGCCAAUCACCAGGGCAUAGAUUUCGUUUGGGUGUCAUUCACCACAUACAUUGGCACCAACCUGGUCCGCAUAGUUCCUAUGCCAGCGUUCCAUCGACUAGUGGAAAGGAACCAAGGAAUCUCUGUUCCAAGAGUCAUUCUCCAUAUUCUCCCAUAUGAUAAUGUGGCAGACGGCGGGACUCUCACCGGGUCACUCUUUCUCCAACCCGAUCUGCGAUCGUUUUCACCCUUCAUGAAUUCCAACAAAGCCACUGUGAUGGCCUCAUGGACCAACCACCAAGGACAACCUUUGAACGAAUGCCCACGCUCUAAGCUGGAGUCAUUGACACACUCAAUUGAAGAGAAAUCACAAUGCUCCCUCCUAAUCGGAUUCGAGCUAGAAUUCACUCUCCUCCGUCAACGAACCCUACCCGACGGACUCAUGCAAUACGAAACAAUCAACCGCGAUCACUCAUGGUGCAGCAUGACCCGUGACGACGAGCUUCUACUCACCCUCCUAGAAGAAGCCACCCUCGCUCUACAACAAUCCGGAAUCAUGGUUCAACAAUUCCACGCAGAACUAGGUCCAGGACAAUGGGAAUUUGUUCUCCCCCCAAUCUCACCACUCAAAGCCGUCGAUACACUCCUCCUUGCGCGACAGAUUCUCAUGAAAGUUGCAAAUAAGCACGGAUAUCGAGCGACUCUUCACCCGCGAUUGUCGCCCGGGCAGGCCGGAACCGGAGCUCAUGUUCAUAUAUCGCUUAAUUCGGAGACAGCGGACUCGGACUUAUCGAUGGUGGAAUCGUUUUUCGCUGGGAUCUUGGACCAUUUCACGGCCAUUUCUGCUUUUACGCUUCCACAGGAAAUCAGUUAUGAUCGGGUUGUUGGGGGCAUUGGGAGCGGGGGGGAUUAUGUGUGCUGGGGAUGGGAGAAUAAGGAGACGAUCUUGCGGCGGGUUUCUAGGGAGCGAUUUGAAGUUAAGAUGAUGGAUGGGCUAGCGAAUCCUUAUUUAGGGGUUUGUGCGGUGUUUGCAGCGGGGCUGGAUGGGUUGCGUCGAGGGUCGGUUUUGACGGCAGGUCCGUGUACUGUUGAACCAUACAAGAUGUCGGGUCAGGAACGAGAGGCCUUGGGGAUUAAGGCGAAGAUGCCUGGUGAGUUGGCUGAGAGUCUUAAAUAUUUGGAGGCAGAUGAAGGACUGAAGAGUAUUCUGGGUGACGCCCUAGUGUCGACGUAUCUUGAUGUCAAGACAUGCGAGAUGAAGGUUGUACGACAGAUGACAUCUGAAGAGAAGCGUACAUGGUUUAUUACGAAGUAUUAG
Molecule: messenger RNA, 1338 nt
Organism: Aspergillus sclerotioniger CBS 115572
Lineage: Eukaryota; Fungi; Ascomycota; Eurotiomycetes; Eurotiales; Aspergillaceae
Product: FluG family protein
Exons: 1
Coding region: 1-1338 (445 amino acids)
Molecular function (GO): glutamine synthetase activity
Source: RefSeq, a predicted model, not a curated record